GUUAAAAAUGCAGUUUGGGCACUUGACAGCAGCAACGCCUCAAGACCUGACGGAUACAACGGCUUUUUCUUUAGAACCACCUGGGAAAUCAUCAAGGAGGACAUGUUUAAAGCCUCCCAGGAGUUUUUCUUGGGGUUUGCCAUUCCCCGUGCUUACGGCAGAACCCUUAUUACUUUAAUCCCUAAGAAGGAUUGCCCGAAGAGCUUCGACGACUACAUGCCCAUUUCUUUGAGUACUUUUAUGAGCAAAGUUAACACUAAAAUCCUUGCUUGCAGGGAGGUCAGGCUUUCGUGCGCCUACUACAGUGGGCCCGUCCAGGAACCUUUGGGAUCCAACAGCACCAAAGCAGCUAACCUUCUCAUGGCUAACCUUAGAGGCAGUACGCUCUCUGUCCUCAUUAACGGGCAACCAGCGGCCUACUUCCCCAUGACUAGAGGUGUCAAGCAAGGCGACCCUCUUUCGCCUCUUCUUUUCAUUAUUGCGAGUGAAGGUUUAUCUCGUCUACUUAAUAGAAGCAUGGAGGAAUCUCACAUCCAUCACUAUAACAUGGGAAGUGUGAAGUUCCCAGGCCACCUCACCUACACCGAUGACAUAAUGAUAUUUACUAAGGGUGACUCCAUCAAUUUACUAAAGCUCAAGAAGCUACUGGACGAAUACUCCUCAGAUUCCGGUCAGGUCAUCAAUUUAGCCAAGAGCAAGUUCUACGUCAAAGAUACCACUACCGGUAGCCAACUGAAGAACAUGGAAAAAAUCCUUGCCAUGCAUAAGGGAACCUUACCCUUCACCUACCUUGGGGCUACCAAUUGCAAAGGGCAACUCAAAAAACACCACUGUGGCAACCUCUUGGACCACUUUGACAAGCACAUUCAUUCUUGGUAUAGCAAAACUCUGAACCAAAUGGGUCGUAUCAUACUCAUCAAGCACGUGCUCUCGUCCAUUCCCCUUCAUAUUUUAGCCAUGCACUCCCUUCCGGUCUUUGUCAUCAAUCUUCUUCAUGCAAGGAUGGCCAAUUUCUUUUGGGGGAGAAGGCACGACAACCAACUACACCACUGGAAGAGCUGGAAACGUCUCUGCCAACCCUCUACUGCCUGCGGGCUGGGUAUUAAGGAUCUCCAAACACUUCAACAGGCUCAAUCCAUCAACCUCUGGUGGCGGAUGAAGCAUGAUACGGGUGUGUGGGCUAACACCAUGCGCGCCAUUUAUAUGCGUAAGGGCACUAUCAAAGAAAAGCUCACUGAUUCGUCAACUUGGAAGAGGAUCUGCCGGGUACACUCCUACGCUGUCACUCACAUUACUGACUCUGUUCAACCACCACUUUGGGAUGGGAAACCGUUCUCCUCCAAGUCUACUCUCACCUCUCUUUACGACGGAAUCCCAUCCCGGCUCUCUUGCAAGUACAUCUGGCAUAAGGCCCAGACUCCUAAAAUCCAAAUCUUCCAAUGGAAGGCAUUCAUGAAUUGCCUCCCUUUCCUGGAGUUAACCAAGUGCUUCGGUUCAAGUUUCCCAAGCCAAUGUCCCCUUUGCAAGCAAGCAAAAGAUUCUUUAGACCAUACUCUUGGCAACUGCAAGUUUGGCUACCAGGUUUGGAAGUAUUUUGGCACUCUUAUCGAAGCUCCCCUGACAACGGCCAACCUCAAACUAAACCAAAUUUUCAUCAGUUGGUGGUUCUCCGGCGAUACGUUCUCCUUCAAAGGGGUUCUUCGAAUCAUUUUGCCCGGUGUCAUUGCUUGGCACCUCUAGAAGGCAAGGAAUUUAGCAAUUCAUGAAGGCCAAAUCCACACCACGAAUAGUAUCAUCCAGCAAUGCUUUAAACAUAUACUAGCAUGGAGUUGGGCUUCAAGACGCAAAAAUGGCUGAUCCAUGACAACACUUUCAAGGGUUGGGGUUUAGAUUUAUUUUGGAGUAACGGUAGUAAACUUUUGUCGUUGGU
Molecule: messenger RNA, 1930 nt
Organism: Cuscuta campestris
Lineage: Eukaryota; Viridiplantae; Streptophyta; Magnoliopsida; Solanales; Convolvulaceae
Source: the annotation of a GenBank genome assembly